Molecule: messenger RNA, 1337 nt
Organism: Sceloporus undulatus (fence lizard)
Lineage: Eukaryota; Metazoa; Chordata; Lepidosauria; Squamata; Phrynosomatidae
Gene: SLC25A31
Product: solute carrier family 25 member 31
Exons: 6
Coding region: 198-1142 (314 amino acids)
Biological process (GO): mitochondrial ADP transmembrane transport; mitochondrial ATP transmembrane transport
Cellular component (GO): mitochondrial inner membrane
Molecular function (GO): ATP:ADP antiporter activity
Source: RefSeq, a predicted model, not a curated record
AACCAAUGAUGCUCAGGGAGAUUGUCCCUGUGAUUGGACAUGGCUGGGUCAUGUGCCUUGAGAAUGAAUGUGUCUUCUUCUGCGGGGGCUUAGAACCCAUGAGCAAUUCCUGAGCAGUGGCAGUUGGAAGAGUUGGGUGAUGCACCUUGGAGGUUCUCCAGCCACCAAAACAUCGGUGCCUCUUUCCAGGCAACACCAUGCAGGCCGCGGAGGGAAAGCAGCUGUUUGACCCCGUCUCUUUCGGGAAGGACCUCAUGAUAGGCGGGGUGGCCGCUGCCGUCUCCAAGACCGCAGUGGCGCCCAUUGAGCGGGUCAAGUUGCUCCUCCAGGUCCAGGCCUCAUCCAAACAGAUCCGCGCCGACCAGCAAUACAAAGGCAUGAUCGACUGCUUUGUGCGCAUCCCUCGGGAGCAAGGCUUUCUCAGUUUCUGGCGUGGCAAUCUUGCCAAUGUUAUCCGAUAUUUCCCAACUCAAGCCCUCAAUUUCGCUUUUAAGGACAAGUACAAGCAGAUUUUCAUGUCUGGAGUGGAUAAAGAUAAACAAUUUGGGCGAUGGUUCGUUUCAAAUCUGGCUUCUGGCGGAGCAGCUGGGGCAACUUCAUUGUGUGUAGUGUAUCCAUUAGAUUUUGCACGAACACGAUUAGGUGCUGACAUUGGAAAAGGUAUGGCUGAGCGACAAUUUACAGGCCUUGCUGACUGUAUUGCUAAAAUUGCAAAAAAAGAUGGAGUUAUUGGCCUAUACCAAGGAUUUGGUGUUUCAGUACAAGGGAUCAUUGUAUAUCGGGCAUCCUAUUUUGGAUGCUAUGACACCAUAAAAGGAUUGCUGCCAAAUCCAAAAGAAACACCGUUCCUUGUUGCUUUUGCAAUUGCUCAAGUUGUGACUAUAUUUUCUGGGAUACUGUCAUAUCCCUUUGACACUGUCAGAAGACGCAUGAUGAUGCAGAGUGGUGAGGCUGAACGUCAGUACAAAGGAACUAUUGACUGCUUUGUCAAGAUUUAUGGCCAGGAAGGAUUAAAUGCUUUCUUUCGGGGAGCCUUCUCAAAUGUUCUUCGUGGUACAGGAGGUGCCCUGGUGUUAGUCCUGUAUGACAAAAUAAAAGAGUUUCUUAAUAUUGAUCCUUCAAUAGGGAGAUCAUCUGACUAAGCCACUGAUGACAAUCUACUUUACCUGCAUCUCACACAGAGAUAGAAGUUUUCCUGUUCUGAGUAUAUUCAUUAUUAUACCACAAGUGCUGUAAAAAGUUAGCAUUCCUUACAUGGAUCUGCUAAUUCUGUAUGUACUCUCAAGCAGCUAAAGCAUGAUUGUUUCCUUUCAUUAAAAGUUGUGAUUUAUAAUUUG